GUCGUACUGUAUAGCCACGUGCUAGCGUCACUACAGCUGAUCCAACGGCUAUUAAUUGCUCCACCAUAACCGCACCUUCCAUGUACGCGUUGAUCCAACACCGCAAGCAAUCUUUUUGAUCUUCUCAUCGGCGUAUCAAUCACUAUCAUCACAAAUAUUUCUCAAAACUUCUACUGAUUUUAAAUUUAAUACAAAAUUUGGCGACCCACUUUCUCUCUCCAAAAUCAAAAUUACAGAAAGCACGCAGUUCAUACAUUCUGUAAUGCUCCUUCAUAACACCCUCCAGUUUCUUUUCAUCAUCUUUUGACCAGCAUACACAUAUCUUUUCUAUUUCUGGAUUCAUUAAGCUAAUGUAUCGAAGUAAAUCUGAUUGAUUCUUCCCCGAUUGUGAAUCGACUUCGAGUUUGAAACGAAAGGUCAAAAAUGGGGACAGAGAAGCAGCCUGCUGGUAUACUAGACACCAUCAACAUGGAAACAGUUCGGACAAUUUUAACCCAUAAAUACCCCUACCCCCAUGAGCAUUCACGCCAUGCCAUAAUCGCAGUAGUUGUGGGCUGUUUAUUUUUUAUUUCAUCAGACAACAUGCAUACACUGAUUCAGAAGCUCGACAAGAACAUCAAAUGGUGGUCAAUCUACGCCUGUUUACUUGGUUUUUUCUACUUCUUUUCCUCUCCAUUUGUGGGGAAGACAAUGAAACCAAGCUAUCAAAUUUCAGUAGAUGGUAUAUAGCGUGGAUAUUAGUAGCAGCUUUAUACCAUCUUCCAAGUUUUCAGUCAAUGGGAGUUGAUUUGAGGAUGAAUCUUUCUUUAUUUUUGACAAUAUUCAUCUCCUCUGUUUUUGUUCUCCUUGUUUUUCAUUUAGUAUUCAUUGGGCUUUGGUAUAUUGGUCUUGUUUCUCGUGUGGCUGGAAGAAGACCUGCUUUCUUGACUAUUUUCCAAAAUUGUGCUGUAUUAAGUGUGGCCUGUUGUGUAUUUUAUAGCCACUGUGGCAAUCAUGCAUUGAAUGAAAGACCAUUUGGAAGAAAAGACUCUGGGUUUUUUUCACUUUGGAAUAAAGGAGAAAGAAAUGCAUUGUUAGCAAAGUUUCUAAAAAUGUAUGAAUUCAAAGAUGAAGUAUGCAAAUCUUGGUUUGCUCCAGUUGGAUCUGCACGUGAUUAUCCACUUCUCUCUAAGUGGGUUAUCUAUGGAGAAUUUUCUUGUAGUGGUUCAUGUGAGUCAUCGGAUGAAAUUUCUCCAAUAUAUUCAUUGUGGGCGACUUUUAUUGGUCUCUAUAUUGCUAAUUAUGUUGUUGAAAGAUCAACAGGAUGGGCUCUUACACACCCUCUCUCAGUUAAAGAAACUGAGAAGUUGAAGAACAAACAAAUGAAGCCUAAUUUCUUGGAUAUGGUUCCUUGGUACUCUGGGACAUCAGCUGAUUUAUUCAAGACAGUUUUUGAUCUUCUUGUAUCUGUAACUGUAUUUGUUGGAAGAUUUGAUAUGCGCAUGAUGCAGGCAGCAAUGAGUGGUGGGCAUGAAGGGGCAAAACAGGAAGAUUUUCUUUAUGAUCAUUUUAGUGAAAAGGAAGACUUUUGGUUUGAUUUCAUGGCUGAUACUGGUGAUGGUGGGAACUCUUCAUAUUCUGUUGCUAAACUUCUUGCUCAACCUUCACUUUGUGUUUGGAAUGAUGGUCAUUUGACCAAAUUACCCCGUGGGAACCUUCUUCUUAUCGGAGGCGACUUAGCGUAUCCUAAUCCAUCAGCAUACACUUAUGAAAAGCGGUUUUUUCGUCCUUUUGAGUAUGCUCUUCAACCACCUUCAUGGUAUAAAGAAGAACAUAUAGCUGUAAAUAAGCCUGAAUUACCCUCUGGUGUGUCUGAACUCACACUAUAUGAUGGCCCACAGUGUUUUGUUAUCCCUGGAAACCAUGAUUGGUUUGAUGGGCUUCAAACAUUCAUGAGAUACAUUUGUCACAAAAGCUGGUUAGGUGGAUGGUUAAUGCCACAAAAGAAAAGCUACUUUGCAUUACAACUACCAAAAGGGUGGUGGGUAUUUGGUCUUGAUUUAGCUCUUCAUUCAGACAUCGAUAGUGAUCAAUUCAAAUUCUUCACAGAGCUAAUACACAAACAGGUUAAAGAAAAUGAUUCGGUGAUCAUUAUGACGCAUGAACCAAAUUGGCUACUUGAUUGGUAUUGGGAUGACGUGACUGGAAAAAACGUGUCGCAUCUUACACGCGAUUAUUUGAAAGGGAGGUGUAAACUUAGAAUCGCUGGAGAUUUGCAUCAUUACAUGAGACAUUCUUAUGUCGCAUCUGAAAUUGAAAACCCUAAUUCUGUGAAUGUUCAACAUUUGAUUGUGAAUGGGUGUGGAGGCGCGUUUUUGCAUCCUACGCAUGUGUUUAGUGAUUUUAAACAAAUAUAUGGAACGACAUAUGAAAAUAAAGCCUCGUAUCCAUCCAUUCAAGAUUCCAGCCGUAUUGCACUUGGGAAUAUAUUGAAGUUCCGAAAGAAGAACUGGCAGUUUGACUUCAUUGGUGGAUUCAUAUACUUCAUAUUGACCUUUUCAAUGUUUCCACUUUGUAAGCUAGAUCAUAUCCUACAGGCUGACACGUUUUCUGGGCAUGUAAAGAGUUUUUUUUGCACAGUUUGGGAUAUUUUUAUGUACAUGGUUGGAGAAUCAUAUGUAUCUUCUAUGGGUUCGAUCUUAUUAUUAGUAGCUGCAAUCUCAUUUGUCCCUUCAAAAGUGUCGCGAAAAAAGAAAAUUGUGAUUGGAGUUCUUCAUGUUUCUGCACAUCUGGCUGCAGCUUUGGUUCUUAUGUUGUUAAUGGAGCUUGGUGUUGAAACUUGCAUCAGACAUAAUCUCUUGGCAACUUCAGGUUAUCACUCGUUAUAUGAGUGGUAUAGAUCAGUGGAGAGUGAACAUUUCCCGGAUCCAACGGGUCUUAGGGCACGUAUAGAGCAAUGGACUUUUGGGCUUUAUCCAGCGUGUAUUAAAUAUCUUAUGUCAGCUUUUGAUGUUCCUGAGGUGAUGCCAUUGCCCAAUUUGCUAAAGCCCAUGCAGCAAAAGGAACAGCAACAUGUUGUGAUUGCAAAUCAUCCCACAAACCAGGGAUAA
Lactuca saligna is the source of this 3089-nucleotide messenger RNA. Lineage: Eukaryota; Viridiplantae; Streptophyta; Magnoliopsida; Asterales; Asteraceae. The record is from the annotation of a GenBank genome assembly.